AUGUUUGUCAACAACGAGAUAGGCACGAAACAGCCUGUGGAGAAGAUUGGCAAGAUAUGCAAAGACAGGGGCAUCUUCUUCCAUGUGGAUGCGGCCCAAGCAGUUGGAAAGGUUUCCAUCGAUGUGAAGCAGUUGUGUGUUGAUGCGCUGUCCGUCUCAGCCCACAAACUUCAUGGGCCGAAGGGCAUUGGGGCUUUGGCCGUGUCCAUGGAGAUGGAGGGUUUAAUCAAAGAAUAUCCAUUCAAGGUUGGUGGUGGCCAGGAACGUGGCCUAAGGAGUGGCACUGUGCCUGUACCUCUGGCAGUGGGUUUCGGCCAGGCUGCUCAGCUUGCUCGGGAACACCUACAAUUACACAGCGCACAGAAGCGCUGCCAGGAGUUGGGGCAGAAACUCUUCCAUGGUAUCCAACAAGGCCAUCCAACAAUAUGUUUAAACGGUUCGCAUGAGAAACGCAUUUGGUCCAAUGUCUCGGUUUGCAUUCUUGACCUCGACGGCGGCGAUUUGCUUCAGCGAGUUCUGCCACAAGUCUCCUGUUCAAAUUCCUCCGCUUGUAAUGGAACAUUUCAUGGAUCCCAUGUGCUGGAAGCCAUUGGAGUGGACACUGUGUGCAAUGCAGUGCUUCGCUUUGGCCUCACAAGAAUGACCACGGAUGCUGACGUGGGGACUGCCAUCGCCUCUGUGUUGUCGGCCAUUCGACAAGCGUGUGCUCACAGGAAGCAGUGUUGA
Durusdinium trenchii is the source of this 726-nucleotide messenger RNA. The record is from the annotation of a GenBank genome assembly. NCBI's taxonomy places the organism in Eukaryota, Dinophyceae, Suessiales, Symbiodiniaceae.